Oncorhynchus kisutch (coho salmon) is the source of this 5458-nucleotide messenger RNA. RefSeq names its product RNA binding protein fox-1 homolog 3-like. The record is from RefSeq and is a predicted model, not a curated record. Lineage: Eukaryota; Metazoa; Chordata; Actinopteri; Salmoniformes; Salmonidae. Gene Ontology annotation, molecular function: mRNA binding. Gene Ontology annotation, cellular component: cytoplasm; nucleus. Gene Ontology annotation, biological process: regulation of alternative mRNA splicing, via spliceosome; nervous system development. The coding region runs from base 784 to 1887 and encodes 367 amino acids. The transcript is spliced from 17 exons.
GACUGUGAUGUGUAUGCAGCGUGUGAGCAGCAGCCAGUGAGCGUGCCUACGUUAGCAGUGUGUGCUGUUGGAAUCCAUGCAGCGGCUGACUGUACUGCCUCUUAAAUAGGAGCAAACAGACUCAUCGCUCGUGACUCUGACACCACUGAGACCAACGCUCCCUCUCCCGGACUGACAGGCCAAUCGCAGGACACCCCUCACUCUCUCAGUCGCUCUCUCUCUGAUUCUCUCUCUCGCAUUCAUUCCUUUGCUCUCCAUCUCUCUCUCUGUCUGUAGCUAAGUCUCUCUACCACACCUUGUCCAGUGCAGAGGAACAGAAAGCCCCCUGCCCAGCCCAGGGAUAGCCAGACCGCUGAGAGGAUGAAACUCUGACAAGCCGACAGACCGCAGGGAAACGAGCACAAUUGCCCACAGAUAAUUGGUUGAAGGGAGAGUCCAGGAAGGUCAGCCAAGAAAGCAGCCAUAGGUGCCAGCGUGAAAUCUACAGCAACUACAAUUACUUCAACAGUGAGCGGCUGGAACAAGGUGAAUGACAGACGCUGUUUCACACAGAGUGAUGCUGAGACUGGCUUAGGCUUGCAGCACCACUGAAGACUUACACGGCACUAGACAAUGACUAUUACCCCCAAGACCAGUGAACAGUGAUCUACUGACCUCUGAGACAGGUUGUAUCUGACAGAGAGAGGACCACCGCCACGCUCCAGCCCCGCUCCAACCCACUGGUUCGUUAGUAUCAACAGUGAGUGAAUCACCCAGCUUUGGCCCGUCCGGCGUUACCUGUACAUGGAGACCCCCAGCUGGACAGGAAACACAUUGUGUAAAUCAGGAAGUAUUGCUGUCUUCGGGAACGUGGUGUACAGCGGGCUGCUCAACGAGCACCUCUGGCAUUUAGGAGUUCCCCUCUUCACGAGACUGGGUAACCAAGAGGCCACCAACCCCCCAGAAGCCAUGGCCCAGCCGUACACGCCUGCCCAGUACCCGCCUCCCCCACAGAAUGGCAUCCCGGCCGAGUUUGCGGCACCCCACCCCCUCCCCACGCAGGACUACACCGGGCAGAACAGGGUGCCCGAGCAUGCCAUGACCCUCUACACCCCCACACAGACGCACAGUGAGCCGCCGGGCACCGACAACAACACGCCCGCCAUCACCGCCAACACAACUGUACCGACAGAUGACGUGACGCAAUCAGAGGUCUCCCUGCAGCUCCAACUGCAGCUCUCGGACUCCUCGGAGAAGCAGCAGCCCAAGAGGUUACAUGUUUCCAACAUCCCCUUCCGCUUCCGUGACCCUGACCUGCGGCAAAUGUUUGGGCAAUUUGGAAAGAUUCUAGAUGUGGAGAUUAUCUUUAAUGAGCGAGGAUCCAAGGGCUUUGGGUUUGUAACUUUUGAAACGAGCACAGAUGCCGACCGUGCGCGGGAGAAACUAAACGGUACAAUCGUAGAGGGACGCAAAAUAGAGGUGAAUAAUGCAACAGCAAGAGUGAUGACAAACAAAAAAGUUGCCAAUCCGUACACAAAUGGCUGGAAGCUGAACCCUGUGGUGGGAGCUGUCUAUGGUCCUGAACUGUAUGCUGUAACAGGUUUCCCUUACCCGGCCACAGGGGCUACGGUGGCCUAUAGGGGUGCCCACUUGCGAGGCCGGGGGCGGGCUGUGUACAACACCUUCCGCACAGCACCUCCACCACCACCUAUUCCAGCCUAUGGAGCAGUGGUGUACCAGGAUGGCUUCUACGGAGCAGAAAUCUAUGGGGGCUACGCUGCGUACCGAUACGCCCAGCCCACCACCGCUGCUGCCUACAGUGACAGCUAUGGCAGAGUCUAUGCAACAGCAGACCCCUACCACCACACAAUCGGCCCUGCCGCUACAUACAGUGUGGGGACCAUGUAAAUAACAAAGGCAACGCUGUGCUCAGUAUUGAUGGACAUCACAGAUGAAAACAACGAGAAGAGGAGAACUAGCUUUAAGAAACCAACAGGAGAAGCAGAGAAGGAGUCCCUCUACUGAGGCUGGUGAGGAAGGACGGGAGGGGUGCGUGUGGAGUGGUGCCGCGGCGGUGUCAAAACCAGCCACAAGCACUACAGACGGAGUGAGCCAGUUUCCACCAGGGACCACCUUUGCCGGAUAGAAGAGAAAGACAACGAGAGAAAAAAGAGAGAAAGCAUCCUGUUAUUAUAACACAUUUUAUUUUUCUAUACUUUUGUGAUUUACAGCUUGUGAUUUACAAGUAAAAAGUGUAUAAAACAGUAUAUAUGUACAAAUAUGUUUUUAUGUUUUUGGUAAGGAAGACGAACAGUUGGCCCUCGAUGCUGAUUCUGUGGUGGAGGGAGAGUCCUGCUCUUCUCUCUCUGGCACACCACUCCUGUCACUGACAGACAAGAGGAGGUGAUAUAUAUAUAUAUAUAUAUAUAUAUAUAUAUAUACAUACAUAUAUAUAUAUAUAUAUAUAUAGUUACAGUGGCAGGCUAGGAGGGUUCAUCAUCCGGGCAAAAGCAUUGUAUUACAGGUCCACUUUCUGUGGGUCGGAGUCAAUGGUUAACUUCCAGCUGGAGGUCUCUACUAUGGUUACACUUUCUGUGUGCGGUCUUUUUGUGGUCUCACUGGUUCGCUUCCUUCCUUGCGCUGGUGCCACUGUUCCACUGUUCCACUUCCUGUUGCAGUGUCACUGGCCAGCUUCCUAUGGGUAGUCACUGCUGUUCUCUACUUCCCUGUGGAUACUGUCGUCAUGACUCCACUUCCUCCUGGCAGCACCACUGGUCCACUCUCCAUGGGCAGUACUGUCACUGGUCUACUUCCCUGUGGAUACUGUUGUCAUGACUCCACUUCCUCCUGGCAGCACCACUGGUCCACUCUCCAUGGGCAGUACUGUCACUGGUCUACUUCCCUGUGGAUACUGUCGUCAUGACUCCACUUCCUCCUGGCAGCACCACUGGUCCACUCUCCAUGGGCAGUACUGUCACUGGUCUACUUGUCUGUGGGUACUGUCGUCAUGACUCCACUUCCUCCUGGCAGCACCACUGGUCCACUCUCCAUGGGCAGUACUGUCACUGGUCUACUUGUCUGUGGGUACUGUCAUCAUGACUCCACUUCCUCCUGGCAGCACCACUGGUCCACUCUCCAUGGGCAGUACUGUCACUGGUCUACUUGUCUGUGGGUAAGCCAGUAGAGAAAUGAGAUAAGUUCCUCCCCCAGCUCCUUUUCCUCUCCAAGCCCCAGCAGAGGUCUCUGAUUCACGACGAGAGAAAGAGAGUUUGAUGCGUUAGUCCCUGACUUUCCUCUCCUGCCAGGGUCAAAGCCCAAGCCUUUGUGUCUCUAUCUGCACCAGUGGACAAAGUAUCUCAAACAGACAGACCAACAAGCCAGGGUGCAUUUAACUAACGACGCACGUUUCCAGAGAAGAGAAAUACUCAUCAAUGUCCAUGUAACAAUUGAAUUAUAAUCGAAUAAUCUAAUUGUAAUACAUCAGCAGGUGCAUAACCAAAACACAAGCCUAAGGCAUAUGGACGAUGUCGCUUGAUAAACAUUAUAGAACUAGUGCCCAUCCAAUGGUAAUAAAGGAAUGAGGGCUGAAACAUGUCAAUUACAAUGUUGUUUUGUCAAUGUAUUCUGAGAAUAUUUAUUUGUGUGAUUUGCAGCACUGAAAACUUUUAAAGAAGAAAAAAACGUUUUAAUUUGUUGAAGCAACCUUACUUUAUAUCAGGAGAGUCACUGUAAACAUGUGUUUAAACAAGAAUGUUGGUUCAGUUCUUGAAUGUAUUUUAAUGUCUAGGGUUUCCAACAAGUAUGUAUUCUUUUUCUGUAUAUAAAUAUAUAUAUAUAUAUAUAUACAUAUCUAUUAUAUGGGCUGUGGUGGUGUCAGGGAGUAGAGGGGGUAGAUAAGGGGCACCCUCCUACAAGCUAUACCCCUGAUAUACUGUAACAUGUGAUCAUGUGUUAUAUGACUGAAAGCGUGAUGGUGAUUGUGUGAACUGAUCUUCCCCUCCCCCUGCACUUAAAGAGAUUGGACAGGAUCUUAAGCACUUACAAAUUCGUAACAUGCUGUAUGAAUUGGAUUUCGUAAAACAUAUCAUGCACAUUCUUUUUGCAAGACAAAAUGGAUGACGUUGUACACAAUUGUGCACAGUCUUCGGGGACCGAAAAACUUCUGGCUGAAAUUAUAUGAAACCUUCAUAAUGCAUCUUUAAACAAACACACAUGAACACACACUCAAAUACAGAGAAUCACAGACACACGUUUUGGCCUAGAAAUAUGCUACAGAACUGCUUAACAACUUGCUGAUUGCCAACAGAUAACUUGUGCUCCAGAGAGUCAUUCACAACUACUCUGGCCCUGCAGGGCCUCAACUACUCUGGCCCUGCAGAGCCCCAACUACUCUGGCCCUGCAGGGCCCCAACUACUCUGACCUUGCAGGGCCCCAACUACUCUGGUCCUGCAGGGCCCCAACUACUCCGGCCCUGCAGGGCCCCAACUACUCUGACCCUGCAGGGCCCCAACUACUCUGGCCAUGCAGGGCCCCAACUACUCUGACUCUGCAGGGCCCCAACUACUUCGGCCCUGCAGGGCCCCAACUACUCCGGCCCUGCAGGGCCCCAACUACUCUGACCCUGCAGGGCCCCAACUACUCCGACCCUGCAGGGCCCCAACUACUCUGACCCUGCAGGGCCCCAACUACUUUCUCUCAGCUAUAUUACAGACACCCUUAUGGAAAUAACAUGUAUAUUCAUCAUCACAUUAAGUAACAGGUCCUGUUGAGGAAGGCAAUGAUCAUAAGCAGGUUUAGUGUAUAGAUGUAGAUUUGAUUGUGAGAGUCACAUAGUGUAUGUGGCUAACUAACUCCCAGUCAGUUUCAGGUGAAAUGUGAGUGUGAAGAAACAGCAGGUGGGAUGUCAGGCAGGCAGGCAGUAGGCCGCCCUCCUGAUCUCUGUGUAGACUGCAAGUACCAGUCAUUAUCUUCCUGAGCCCUGAGCACAAUGGCUUGAGCUGUGACAUGAGCAGGAUAUCCCUCUGAGAGAGAGUUACUACUGUACCACCCCCUCCCGUUCUACUGUGUGAGUCUACCGUCCCUUUUGUAUUCCUGAACCUACUGUACAUAAUAUCCCCCCUCCCCUCUGACUCCCAAAAUCUUGUAUUUUGUUCUAUAAUGACACAUUUAUUUAUAAGGAUUUUUUAAAUAUAACUCUUUCUCCUUUUUGUAAAUGUUCCAGUUAAAUAAAGUUCAAAAAUGUUUAAAAAUUCAAUGGAUAUAUUGAAAGGUAAAAGUCUCUAAAAGUCCCCUCUCCUCUGGCUCUGUGUUCUAAACUUUGUGUUCUUUAUUUCUCUUUCUGUAUGCUUCUCUUAUGUGCUUCAGAUUAAGAGUUCUAUUUAUUAUGACAUUAACGUUAUUAUAAUUAUGACUAAUUAUUAAUAUUAUCAUCAUCCUCAUCAUCAUCAUUAUUAUCAUUAAUAAACUUGUCUACUUCAA